AGCUAGAGGUAGUCAAGACUCAAGAAUAGCGUUUAUCUACGAAUUGCGGUGAGGCCCAUAAUCCAGCGUGUGAAGCUAGCCCACUAUGUAACUCGGUCUCAUCCAAUGAUGCUUGGUUUAAGGAAGGAGACUUGCAUAUUCUCGCUGAAACUCUUGUUAGGAUUUGAUGGCUGUUUUUUUAACAGGGAGCGUGGAGUCGGAAAAGAGCACAAAAAUUGAAUGGAAAAGUUUGUGAAGAAGGAAAAUCUAGUUAUAUAAAGAGCAAGAGGGCAGUAAGACCUCUAACAUUCGCUAAUGGCCUCUCUACCACCGUGUAAAUGGCCAUUAAACACCACCAGUUAUUACUAUGUAUCAACAACUAAAAACUCUCCCAUCUUUUUCAAAGUCGAUUUAUCUUCCUUAAAACGACACCGUGUCACCACUUCUUUCCGCCAUCCUUGCUUCUCUGCGCCUUCUUCAUUUUGUAGUUCUGAUUCGGGUGAUGAAGUAAGAAAAUCGACAAAUUUGUGUAAUUCCGCUUCGGGUAAAGGGAGCGGAUUUAAUUCGGGCUCCGGGAAUCCAAAUCGAAAUGGACCAAAGGGAAAGAAAACGACCCCAAUUUUAAAGGCCUUGUUUGGGAGGAAAUCAGUUUGGUGGAAGAUAGUGUCCUCAUCGAGGAAAGUUAGGAGCAUCAUUUUGCUUAAUGUCAUGACUUUUAUCUAUGCUAGCAGCAUUCCAGUUGUCAAACAAAUUCAGGCUGGCAUGGAUCCGGCAACCUUUACUUUUGUACGAUUUGCCGUAUCAGCUAUUCCAUUCAUCCCGUUUGUAUUUCAAGCUCGGGGAGAUGUACAAACCCGUAAUGCAGGGAUAGAGUUGGGUUUCUGGGUUAGUUUAGGAUACCUAAUGCAGGCACUUGGACUGAUGACAUCAGAUGCUGGACGUGCAUCCUUUUUAUCUAUGUUCACUGUAAUUGUCGUUCCAUUGCUUGAUGGCAUGUUAGGAGCAGUAGUUCCUGCCCGUACCUGGUUUGGAGCUCUCAUUUCCAUCAUAGGAGUUGCAAUGCUUGAAUCCAGUGGUUCUCCUCCUAGCAUUGGAGAUCUAUUGAACUUCUUAAGUGCUGUGUUUUUUGGUGUCCAUAUGCUUAGAACUGAACAUAUAUCAAGAAGCACAAGCAAAAAGAAAUUCUUACCAGUCCUUGGAUAUGAGGUAUGUGUUGUUGCUCUCUUCUCAACAAUAUGGUAUUUAUUUGGAGGUCAGUUUGCUGGCAUCCAAGAGUGCAACCCGUCAUCCUGGACAUGGACAAUGAUUUUGCAUUGGAUGGUUUCUUUUCCAUGGAUACCUGCACUUUAUACAGGACUAUUCUCUACUGGGUUAUGCUUAUGGAUAGAGAUGGUUGCCAUGUGUGACAUAUCGGCGACAGAAACUGCAAUAAUUUAUGGGCUGGAACCAGUGUGGGGUGCUGGUUUUGCAUGGUUUCUCCUUGGUGAAAGAUGGGGUGCUGCUGGUUGGAUUGGGGCUGCUCUUGUGCUUGUUGGAAGCCUGACAGUUCAGAUAUUUGGAUCGUCUUCCCCUGGCGGGUCUUCUGAAGAUAAAGAGAGAUCUAAAAAUGUUGAUCAGCUUCUGGUUUCAGAUAAGCAAAAUGGUUUCUUUACCUCUCCAAUUCCCAUCCAUUCUAGAAAGGAUGUUAAUGAUAUAUUGAAGAAGUAAGGCAUGCCCCAUCCCUUUCUUCUUUGAACUGAUUAUUUUUAACUGAAUCAUGUAAUUAUAUAGCACCAAAAAUAAGUCUUAAUUUUGAUGUAUUCUCGAGGCCCAAAGUAAGGCCUUGCCAUGUAAUAUUUGUGAAUAAUAGUCAUAUAUACAGCAGAAGAUAUACAUAAGAGAAAAAGCUUUGGCAUAUAUUUUUUUUUGAUUCA
Messenger RNA from Jatropha curcas, 1892 nucleotides. RefSeq lists its product as uncharacterized. Gene Ontology annotation, cellular component: membrane. The record is from RefSeq and is a predicted model, not a curated record. Lineage: Eukaryota; Viridiplantae; Streptophyta; Magnoliopsida; Malpighiales; Euphorbiaceae.